AUGGCGGAACUAAUACAACCAGGCUACAGACAUUCAUUGACAUUCCAAGGUUUCAGGAGGGGAAUUCGGAAAGACUUAUUUAGUGUACCUCUUCUCGUCUCUUUUUUUUUGCCACUGACAGAAAAGGAGAAACAUCAGUGAGCUUCCUGCUGUAGUGGGGGCCUCUCAGCAGGUGGCCAACCAUGCCCAAUCCUAAUACCGCUCCAGCCUGCAAUAGAGCAGGGCUCCAGUUACAUGGAAGAGCUGGAGGAGGGAUCUGAUUUCCCUUACAUUUUGUGACAGGUCAUUUAGCUACCAAUACUAGAAGGCUACAGUUCUGUGUGCCUGUGAGAGUUGGUUGAGAUGGGGAAGAAUUUGUGUGGUUAUCAUUAAUGGUCUAUAGAAGCUGGGGAUGUGCCUAUUCCUGGACCCUUUUUAAUUAUGUGUGGCCCUAAUCUCUGUCUUGUAUAGUGUGACAGUGGAUGAUGAUACUAGCAGGGAGGACAGGUAGCAAGGAGUUGUGAAGAUGAUGCCUCAGUUUCAGAGGUGAUAGGCAGAGGAACUUAUACUUGGAGUGGAGUUGCUGACCUCCAUCUGGGGCACAGACCUAGAUAUUUGAUCCAUAUCCCCUUUUCAGCCCUCCUACUGUCCCAGAAGUUUCUGGUAUCUUACCUGUGGAUCCCUUUGGUUUGGUGUUAUUGAAUGUCAGGUCAGUCCAUAAUGAGAUCAUUCUCAUCCAUGACUUGGUUGUGGAUGAAGGGGCUGACCUGAUGUGUAUUACCAAGACUUAGGUGGGUAAACUGGGUGUCCAUCAGCUGUGUCCAUCUGGGUACUCUGUGCAGCACCAGACUAGAACAGGGAGUCAAGUGUGGUGGGGUGUUGCUAUUGUCCAUAGAAGCACUAUUUCUUCUACCAGAAAAGCUUUUGAUAUUGGGCUGGGUUUAGCAGAUCUGCACUUGAUGUUGGACCAGAUUAAGGAAACAGUUGUUCUAUCAACCACUCUGUGGCUCAGCAGAGCACUCUGUUGCUGACCGAGCUAGCUGAGGUGGUCUCUGGUAUAGUGUUGGAAGACCCCAGGAUGAUCAGAAAUAAUAAUACCCAGGUCAGAAGCUACACUGGCCAUGCAUAGUUGUUUGGAGGAUUGUGUCUGUGAAUGUCAGCGGUGCCAGGAAUGUGAUUUUACAUAAGUGAUGAGAAUUCUGUUUUGCUACAACAAAUGGUUAAUCCACAGGACAUUUUUGUUCUUGUGGAAAAUAUGAUUAUCUAUGAAACACAAUUUAUUUUGGCAUUUGUAAAUAGCUGUGAUAUGUUGCAGACACGAUUCAUUUUCUCUUUAACGGGCUAACAGAGACAAAUCAUGUUUUAAAAUAACAGUGUUAUCAUUAUUACAUUAUCAAUCUCAAACUAGUGGUAUAAAAACAUUCCUUUUCUGCUUUCUUCUUGCCCUUUGAAGUAUAAUUUGUUCUGAUUUAUAUCUCUGAAAUCAUUGCUAUAAGCAAAUUUAUUACAUCACUGGCAAAGACUGUAAAAUAUUUCUAGGUACCUUUUAUAAUAAGGAAAGGAUGUAGUUGUGUCAUCCUCCUAUUGCAUUUGAAUGUAUAACUUCGUAUGUAUGAAUAAGUUAUAAUUAUUUUUUGUAGACAUUUGGAUGCUUGCCUAGGAUACACCAUUAAAUAGAGAGGAUUUUUCAAACAGUAAAAUUUACAGGGGAAUUUACAAGAUGGAUAUAAAAACCAGUCUGCUGUGAAAUAUGGUAUGAUAUUCUAAUAUUUUAACCAUGGUUUUAUUGUUGCAGGUAAGCUACAGCACACUAUUUAAAAAAGAAACCUGAAUAGCCUCCGUAAAUUAUAAGUAUAAUUUGAUUUUUUUCCCUCAAAGGUGGAAGCAAAAUGGCACAGAUAUUGAUCUCACCAUGAGUUAUCACUACAGGCUGCUUGGAGGCAGCUUGGCAAUCAAUAACCCACAUAAAAAACAGGAUAUUGGAACAUACCAGUGUUUGGUCACAAAUUCGUUUGGAACAAUUCUGAGCAGGAAAGCAAAACUCCAGUUUGCAUGUAAGUUGCAUGGAUAUUUUAUUUCCUCAUCAAUUUUAUUUUUGAAAACAAUGUAUUAGGCAAUUAAAACAUCAAUGAAAUUUGCUAUGAAAUGAUUGAACUUGCUCAUCUUUCCCUUUUCAUGCUGAAUUCCAAUAUCUUUCCCCAGUAAACAGCAAUAAUGAGACAGAUAUACUGGUCCUUGCAACACACAACAAUUAUCUACAAUCGAGGGAAAGGUCAAGAAAGAUGAAAACAAUUAGGUUUUGCUUAAUAGAGCUGUUGCUAUUCCCUCACCCCACCCUCACCCCCUGGGAUGCCUUUUUUCAUGGUCCGAUUGCUAUUUGUAAGAUACCUGCUCCUCACCCCUCUCUAGGUUGGAAAAUGAAGUAAUCACAAAAGUAUAAUGAUGUCCAGCAGAGUCACAGAAAUGUCACACAUGGUAAUUACCUUACUGACAUUUAGUUGCAUUAACAGGAAUAUACACCUCCGCACAUUUGCUUUGUAAUUGGCAUGCCAUUGUUGCUUGCACCUAAAAUAUGUAGCUGUCCUUUAAGCACAGGUGUAUGUGUGCCCACGCAUAGUGAAAGCAAUAAUAAAAUCCAGUAGACCACACUCACGCACGCACACAAAUACAGAGGGAGAUGGAAAAGGUAGAAGAAAUUUAUGCAGCCACAUUCUUCCCUACACCAGAGAAGUAUAAGCAUAUCUCGGUAUAAGUAUAAGCCAGGGAAGUCAAAUAGUGCUACUGCAGACACUGGGUCCUGAGUUUCCGUUCCAUGAACAGAACAAGGCACUGUUCACGAAAGGAGAGAUUUGCUCAUGGACGAACCUGUUCUACUUAGAGGACACGUCAGUGUGUGGAGCUCUUCCUUGAAUAGAAGGCUGUUGUGUUCAGGGAGGGGGGGAAACAUCCGAUCCAAGCCAUCGGCAGCAAUCCAGCCAGACAGCCUCAUCUAUCAAAUUGGGCACUCCCCCCACUGUGGAAGCUUGAGACUGCAAUUCUAAACACAUUCAGAAAGGUGAAAGCCCCACUGAACUCGGUGGCUUAUGAGAAAACAACACAUGGGACCGAUCCGUUAGGGUUCUCCGCCGCGUACAGCUCUAGAUCACAGCCUUUGCCUUUUUAUUCUUGCAUCUCUUGUGAGAGCAGCUCUUCUUCAAAAAGCAGCUUGGAGAAAGUUGCACGUCCCCUACCCCCACCCCGCCGCCACCUCCCUGCCAUCCUCCUUUCGUCGUCCUCCAUCUGGGCUGGCUGCCGCAGUAAGAGAGCAAUUGUUUUUAAUGCUCAUUAAUAAAAUAUACUUCGAAAGGCAGCCUCGUGGAGCUGUUUCAGACAUCGGUGCUGGUAUUAAUUAUUAAUCCUUUUCUGUUCCUAUUACAAAUUGCCUGUCACAGAGGUCAUAGAAAGGAGGCUGUAGAAACGGUGAUGGUUCACAGACUUGUGCAUGUGUGCAAGGUGGUCAUUCCUGUCUGUUUCUGCCAUGGUCUUAAGUCAUUUUUCUUCUGACUGUUCAAAGGUAAAAGCAAACUGACUAACGGAAAUGGCUAUCAAAGUAGGACUGGAACCAUCAGGACAUGAAGUGCUUGGCGAACAGUCUGCUUUAAUGCUCUCUGUGGAACCAGCACAGAAUGAACUUCUCUACCCCCGAUUCUGUGUUAUCCCUUGUAGGGAAACGUACUGUCAUAAUUCACACUAUGACUCGUGUUGCUCAGCAUUAUGGCUCGUUUGUGGAAAGCUGGUCAGGGGGAUGUCAAUUCCUGUGGAGACUAUAAUGUGUAGCCCACUUCAAAGUAUUCAAGUGGUGAUAAAUUUGUAUUCAGGCGCUUACUUGAGAGUGAGCGUAUUUAUAUGUGGUUGGUGGUAGUGGUGGUUUCAGAUAUCCUGGGUUAGGAAGCAGGCUUCUUUUUAAACAUGAGCCACGAGAAAAAGGAAAAAGCUCAAGCUGGCAAGAAGCUGAAAGGUUUCUUAUUACGAAAGAGAUUUAUAUGCAUUUUAUCAAUGCAUUUUGAGGAAUCCUUGGGUUUGUUUUGACAUAUGCAAUAUGAGACUGAAUGACUUAGUCCAAAUGGGAGUCCACAAUGCGUUGUAUCAGGGGAAACUCUUGCAGCAGCAUGUACAUGAGUCAAAACUGCAUAUAAAAAUGUGUUUAUUAGGAGAAAUUUGCAUGCUGGUGAUUUUUUUUUUGUUAUUUUUUUUUAAAAAAACACACACUAGACAAACAUGAUUUUCUGCAAAAUGUGAAGAACUGAAUUUAAGAUUGGAAAAAUGAGAAACCUAGAGAACCAAAAUUGUCAGAUCUUCCCAUCCCUUCUCCUAGACAGAGGGUCUUUUCUGUAGCAGUACCCCAGUUGUAGAUCUGUAAUCUUGGAGACAUUUAGCUGGCAUAUUUAUUACUUUUAAAAAUUAUUAUUAUUAUUAUUAUUAUUAUUAUUAUUAUUAUUAUUAUUUUAUUGUUAUUGUUAUUAUUAAACUUAUACCCUGCCCAUAUUACUGGAUUGCCCCAGCCACUUUUUGCAGCUUUCUAAAAUCUUUUAAAGGUAAUCAAUAUUGCCCCAUCAUAAAACUUAAACCCAAACCAAACCAAACCUGGUACUUCUAUUGCUUACCUGCACUGGUUUGCUUUCAGUUCAUUUAUUUGUAAUUAUUUAUUUUACUUAUUUAAUACAUUUAUAUCCUGCCUUAUAUCCUGAGAGCCAGUGUAGUGUAGUGGUUAAGAGCAGUAGUCUCGUAAUCUGGGGAACCAGGUUCAUGUCUCCGCUCCUCCACAUGCAGCUGCUGGGUGACCUUGGGCCAGUCACACUUCCUUGAAGUCUCUCAGCCCCACUCACCUCACAGAGGGUUUGUUGUGGGCGAGGAAGGGAAAGGAGAAUGUUAGCCGCUUUGAGACUCCUUAAAGGGAGUGAAAGGCAGGAUAUCAAAUCCAAACUCUUCUUCUUUCUCCCAAGUCAGAAUUCAAGGCAACUUCCAACAUUUAAAAGCAUCAAUUAUAGAAUACAGAAGAAUAAAAAUAAACUAGUUAUAAGCAAUAAUUAAAACAACAACAUCACAACUUAGUUGAAACCAGCAAUUAAAAUACAAUUUGUCCUGACAGCAUCAUCUGCGCCUAUGUUUCCAAAGCCUCUCUGAACAGGAAGUUCAUUGCCUGCUGUCAGAAAGAAAACAAAGAGGGAGCCAUUUUAACCACUCUGCUCAUUCAUUCUUGGUACUGCCAUGUUGCUUUAAGGGCUCUUACAGAGCCAUGGUGAUAGGGGUAAUUAUAUAUACUCUGAAUAUGGCUUAUUUGGUUAUAACCCAUACAUUCCAUGAGCAAAAAGCUUAUCCACUUUUGUGGAUCUAGGUUCCGUCUUGAGCUAGUAUGGGGAGGACAGAAGUGGCACAUAAAUAGAGAGGAUCAAUUACAAGCAAAGGAAAAACAAAAAUUUAUGCAGCUCUUUGUCUGUCUGUCUGUCUCUGAUGAGGAAAUAAGCCUUGGACUCAUUGUGCAAAUUUACUGUUUGUACCAGACAACAUUCAAUUAUCUGCAGUUUGGUCCCCUCAGUUAAGGAAAGCCAAGGCGAUCAUCCAUGAAUCCCUCAUGUACUGUAGGCUUUAACCCAAUGGACUAGAAUGAACUGAUAUUAGUUUAGAUAAAAGGCACAGAAGGAAGGACUUACUGAUGUUUUUUGAAUCAUAAGAAGCCUGGUAAAAGUAUAGCUUGGAGCUAAUUUCAAGUACUAGUUCCUAAACUGUUGGUUAGCAGAAGCCAGGAUCACAGUAACUGUCCCCUGCAGUGCAAUAAUGUUCAAAUGCCAUAUAAAUAUAUGGGCACAUUGAUCCCUUGCGCUGGAUUAAAUGAUAUCAUCUGUGGCAGAGUCUAAGCUUUCUUAAUAAUCUUUAUGGUCACAAGAUCAAGAGAAUUUAUAGAUGACAACUGUAGACGUUCUGCAACUAGAUGUAAACUGCACCAUUCAGAGCAAAAUCUUCGGGUCUGCAUAUCUAAGAAGCUUGAGUUCUUGAAGACAGAACAACAUUUCUGAUGUCACAUUUCCCAAUUGUGUCUUGUAGCAGUGUAAUUAAAAAUUGUUAUGUCUGCCUGAACUUCAACUUGUACAUUCAUCAUCAUGUUUGAGGGAUUUGUUAUUUAAUAUUAAUUUUAUUUUUUUCUGUAUUGUCAUAAAAUAGAACCACCAGAGAGCUAUUUUUAAAUGAUACUUUAAAAUAGUAAAAUAAUUAUAAUGACAGUAGUAAUAAUAAUAUUAGCAUAUAAGGUAAAGGUAAAGAAUCCCUGGAUUCAAAAGCAACUAUGGGGUGCGAUGCUCAUCUUGCUUUUCAGGCCAAGGGAGCCAGCGUUUGUCCACAGACAGUUUUCUGGGUUAUGUGGCCAGCAUGACUAAACCACCUCUGGCACAAUGGAACACCGGGACAGAAACCAGAGCACACGGAAACGCCAUUUACCAUAUACCUUGGUACUCAGACGGCUUGGCUCCUGAACAAAUUGGCCUCUGAACACCACAAACCCAGAAGUGAGUGUUCCUGUUUGUGAACAUUUUUUGGAAGCUGAACAUCCGAUGCGGCUUCUGAUUGAGUGCAGGAAGCUCCUGCAGCCAAUUGGAAGCUGUGUAUUGGUUUUCGAAUGGUUUCGGGAGUCGAAUGGACUCCUGGAACGGAUUAAGUUUGACAGCCAAGGUACCACUGUACUAUAUUAUAUUUAGCAUACACAGUGGUACCUCGGGUUACAUACGCUUCAGAUUACAUACGCUUCAGGUUACAAACUCCGCUAACCCAGAAAUAGUACCUUGGGUUAAGAACUUUGCUUCAGGAUGAGAACAGAAAUCGUUCUCCGGUGGCGCGGGAGGCCCCAUUAACUAAAGUGGUGCUUCAGGUUAAGAACAGUUUCAGGUUAAUAACGGACCUCUGGAACGAAUUAAGUACGUAACCAGCGGUACCACUGUACUAUAUUAAUGGUCUAAUAAGAGUUCAGCCUUACUAUCAGCCUGACGACGACCAACAUUUUGGGUCAGAACAUCACCUGCACUCCACAUGUUAGCAAUGCUCACCACAUGCUUGAGGUGGUAGACGAUUUUGUUGGCCUGAGUUCCACCAUAACCAGCAAUCUUUCCAUCCCUGCUGAACUUGACAAGCAUAUUGGCAAGGCAGCUAAGGCAAUGGCUCGUCUCUCCAAAAGGGGAUGGGAGAAUGUGAUGCUAACAUUCAAUACCAAGAUGAAGGUCUACCAGGAUUGUGUGUUGAGCACGCUGCUUUAUGGAAGUGAGUUGUGGGCAACUUACAACCUGCAGGAGCGAUGCCUGCCCAAAACUCACUUCCAUAAAGCAGCAUGUUCACGUCCUUGGGAAUUCUGUCCACAUGUGCUGCAUCAGGAAGAUUUUGGGUAUCAAAUGGCAAAGAUGUGUUCUCCCAAGCCCACAUACCCAGCAUGUUUGCACUUCUGUCUUAGGAUUUCCAAGGAUGUGCUCUACAGGGAGCUGACUUCAGGCACCAGGCCCAUUGGCAGACCAGCUUCAGAUCCUUUCACAGUCCUUUACAAGUGGUGUUAUGUGGGAAGCUACUUUAUGCUGAAUCAGACAACUCAUCCAUGUAUCUCAGUAUUGAUUACAGUGACUUGCAGUGUUUAGGAUCUUUCAGUCAGGGGACAUUUUCAACCCUACCUGGAGAUGCCAGGAACUGAGCCUCAGACCUUCUGCAUUCAAUGCAGAUGCCCUACCACUAAAGCAGAUGCCAUGCCACUAUGUGGUACUGGCAGUAUGCCUCCUUCAGUGAAAGCUGCUGUGUUCUAAUAUCACUUCAAGCUUCCGAACACUCUUCAAGAAUAGCUCUGUGUAAAGCUUACUUGUUACACAGUAAGCAAGUUUGAGACUGCAGAAAUAAAUGUGCAAUAUGAUGACAGCGCAGCAGAGCAUAUGGCAAACUUUUCUAAACUUUGCGGAGGGAAGAUUUUUUCAGUGUUAUCCCAGUAGUGCAUAAGACCUCCAUUUCUGGUUUCAGCUAAAUUCAGUCAUAAGCAGUGCUAUUCUUCUAGAAAAAGAGGUGCUGGAACUCACCAUGAAUGCCUCCCUUGUUCUUUUAUAAUGGCAAUGGAGAGGUGCUGGAACUGUCUUAAUGGCCCAUUACCCAGGUGAUCACCUCAACACAAGAACCUAGCCUGGUUUAACAUUCUGGAUCCAGGGGUUAGCGGCUGGGCAGAAGUAUACAGCCUACACCACCAAACUCAUAACAACACCAUUAGAAUACAUAAAAUAUGCAAAAAGAAAAUUGCACACAUAUAAUAGCAGGGUGUCUUACUGUCAGCUGGCUACCAGAGUUCUAUUGUCAUCAAGAACUCUUCACACAAGAUGGUUUCCUACAUGGACAUCACUUUGAUACAGCAAAACUGUUUUGUGUGAAAUGGCCUUUAGUGCUGAAACAUCUAGAAACCCAGCUUCAGGUCAGCUGCAAUCUGGAUUGAAAUAAACUAGGAUUCCUGCACAGAAAACAGGCAACCUGAAGAAUGAGCACCAAAACAAAGAGGCCUCCAGUGACCUCUUUGGAACAUGGAAACAAGAGCAUAGGAAACUGCCUUGCACUUUGAGCACUGAUAUCUCAAGCAGUAUUGUCUACUGGGAUGGCUCAGUUGGUAGAACCUGAGACUCUUAAUCUCAGGGUCAUAGGUUUGAAUCCUACCUUGGGCAAAAGAUUCCUGCAGUGAAAGGGAGUCAGACUAGAUGACCCUCAUGGUCUCUUCCAACUCUACAAUUCUAUGAUUGGCAGCAGCUCUCCUAAAUGGCUCAACACUAGAUAUGUUGGCAUAGACAUUGACCAAGGCAGAAUGUAUCAGGACUUGCAUCAUGCAAUCUGAAGGAGAAGAAGAAAAAGGGGGUUCCAAGGAAGACAGAGGCACUAAUUUGGUACAGUUGCAGGUUAAAGUAUAUGGAUACAUAGGUACAUAGUUGUGUGAGUAAUCCAAAACUCAUAUUAAUGUGUAAAGUACUGAAUUACUAUGCAUACCUAAAGCACAAUAACUUUUUUUUAUAGCAAAGGUGUUAGAUAAAGCAAUGUUGCAGAUUUUACUCGCAGGUGUUUUUUGUUUCUUGUUAGCUUCUUUCCCUGACUACGACAGUGGCAUUCUCCACAGGCAUCUUGUAUCUAGGGGCCUGCUGUUUUCAGUAUUAUCUCCUUGGUAAUAUAGGAAAAUGGUAUUAAAUAUAAAUGUCACAGAGGAAACAAAAAGGCACCAUUUAGAUUCUGUAUUCAAACUGUCAGAAAUAGUAGCCAUGCAUUCUUGACGUCAACAAUGCCAAGAAAAUAGAAAGGGUCUGGGAAUAUUUGAACUCUAAAGUAGAUCUCCCCCCCCCCCCCUUAGUCUGAAAUGCAGUUGAGAGGCACAAUCUUCAUGAAUAUUAAUUUGUUGUGCAUAAUGUAGGCCUAUUAUUAUGAAUGAAGCUUACAUAACUCAAAUUUAAAUGGUGUUUUUAAACGCACAAAAAUUCAUUAGAAUGCUAGGGAAUGUUUUCAUUAUUGCACCACUUUUAUGUAAAAGUAAGUCAAUGUAAAUAAAUAGGUGUAAGGGAAAUAUCCUCAUCAAGCUGAAUAUUAACAGGGGCAUCGCAACUUCUUUUUCCACUGUCCUAAAUAGCCAGACUAUAUGUAAUUACACUGUUGUGGUUGUUGCCAAUUAAAGAUAGCUCAAGAUUACAAAGGUUGCAAGCCUUCAAGCUAAAUACAGACCACCAGCCAUUUAUAGUUGCCCACAGCAGCCUGGGGUGACAAAACCAGUACUGGCAGUACUGCUAAGUACUGGCAAACCAGACUGGUGGGUCACAAGUUGUGUUCAUUUUUGGCACCUUUCAUAAGCUUGCCUCCUGGGAUGAGCACUGUAUCCCAUGAUCACUUGCUUGUGGUAAUGGUCUUUCACAACCGUGCGGUGACUUGAUAGCUGAAGUUAAUGUACAGUAAACAUGCUUCUCCAUACAGAGCCAAAUCUGCACUUUGAUGGGUACAUAAUGUUCAUAAAUGGGUCAGUUGUGCAUUUAUUUUAAUGUCAAGAGUAUAUUGUAUUUUCAAAUUUCCUCCUCCAUGGAAAUCAAAGAACAGAAGGGCAUCAGAGGCUCUGUAGUCACAAGACAUUUGUAUACUAGGUUGGUGGUGGAACACCCUCCCCAGUUAAGUUUUUCCCCUCCUUCCACUUAUAUUUUCUGCAGGCUCUGUUGUUCAGCUCUCUGUUUUUAUAUUGGGAUAUUUAUUUGGGGGUUGUGACCAAUACUAGCCCUACUCAGAGCAGACCCAUUGAAAUGAAUGACUCAAAGCCAAUCAUUUUCAUCAUUUUUAAUGGAUGUACUCCUGUUCAUGUUUUACUGCUUAAAUGACUACAAGACUCCAUAUAGGCUGAUCUGGAUGAAAGGCAGGGUAAAGGUUUGUGGGAUCCAAUUCUAUACUAACUUACUCUAGAGUAAGUUCAACUGAAAUCAGUGGGACUUACUUUUAAGCAGACAUACGUUUUGUCUGUUUUAUAGAUGGCUUAAAAAAACAACCAACAACCUAGCCUUCAGUCCUCAAUUCAGACAUAUUUUUUUUUCAUAUGAUAAGAAACAGAAGGAAAAUAAUGUUGAGGAACGGAUGGAAGUGGGGAAGAGCGCAGGCAUGAAACAAAAAUACCACUCAUAACUAUUCAUGGAGGGUAAGAACAGCAGACCAAAUAUUAUUUAAAAUAACCAAUUUGUCUGGGAUGUGAAAUGAGGUUCCUUCUAAUACAUGCAAAUCAUUCUGUCUCAGGCUCCGUCACUAAUCAGAGGAAGGGAUGAUGGUUCCUAUUUAACUCAGUUCACUUCCAUUGCCACGUGAAAGUCACUUGUCUGUCACCAACUGUGAUUUUAGCUUGUUAAUUUCAAGAGAUAUUGACAAGCGCUUUAAUUCACAUACAAGAUUAAUGGGCUGCAUAGGGAAGCAAUACCCCAGAGUCAGACAGCCCUUUCACACUUGUAAAUUGUCCACAUUGUAAAAAGCUUUCCCUCCUGUUGUAAACAGGGCUGGAGCUGUUAAUAAAGGAGCUUUUGUUUGGCAUCUCAGGGUGAGAUUUCAAUGGGCUAGCUUGCAGAGUAAGCAAAAACAUUCCUCGCUGAGGGAGCUGCAUUGAAGCCUGUUGCUAAUUGCUCCUCAGGAAAGCCGAUGAAGUUCCACAAUAAUUUCCCAUCCUUUUGUCCAGGAAUAAAGUGCAGUGCUGGCAAGCGUGCUUGAGGAAGCUUGGAUCCAUACCAAGGAUCAGAAGCGCUGCAAGGAACCUGGGAUGCCUGAGUGCCCUGACAUAUUCUUUGCGGUUUAGCCACGGCAGGUGUCUCUCAGAAACCAUGUUGAUAAUGGUGGCUUAUAGGGAAAUGAGGCACUUUCUUCAGGACUUGACUUUCCAUUCUGCAAAUGGGGAAAUGAACUGAUUGUUAAUGUUGAGCGAUGAAGCACUGAGAAUAUUUUAUUUCUUUAUUUCCUGCCCUUUACCCAAAUGUUCCAGGGCUGCAUAGAAAACAGUUUAAAACAAGUUACAAUCAUAAAAAUAAGAUGGGUCCUAAAAUAUAUACAGUCGUACCUUGGAUCUCAAAUGCCUUGGCUCCUGAACAAAUCGGCUCCUGAACGGUCAAAACCCAGAAUUCUGGUUUUCAAACUAUUUUUGGAAGCCAAAAGUCCGCCUCGGCUUCCAAUUGGCUGCAGGAUGCUUCUGCAGCCAAAUGGAAGUCACGCUUUGGUUUUGAAUGGUUCUGGAAGUCGAACAAACUCCCAGAAUGCAUUCUGUUCAAGAACCAAGGUACAGCUGUAUACCUCAAGUGUCUUCAACAUACUCAGGAAGCUGUACAAUGAAGUCGCCAGAUGCACCUCUGUGGGGAAGGAGUUCCAAAGCUUUGGGGCCACCACAGAGAAUGCUCUGUUCUGAGCCACCCACCCCUUGAGCCUCUGAGGGUGGAGGGACCACCACAAGGGUCCUACCUUUCCUCUGAAGAGGUCAAGGUGGCAUACAAGCUUCCUGCUUCCCCAUUCUACCCUAACAACAUUCAGAAGCCAUGGACAUGGAGAAUGGCCCAAGUAAACUUUAUGGCUGAUUGCUGAUUUUAAACUUUGUCUCCCAGGUCCUAGUUCAACACUCUAACCACUCCAUUGGCUCUCAUUUGGGUGCCAGUGGGCCGAGAUACUGAGUGAUAUUUAUAUUUAUAUUAUAUUAUAUUAUAUUAUAUUAUAUUAUAUUAUAUUAUUAUAUUAUAUUUAGCCAUAACCUUUGGAAUUUUCUAGGCAACCAAAACUCCUGUCCUUGGGUCCAGUACACCUCCAAGUAUCAGGCCUGGUUUUGUAGCAGAGCCACAUGCAGCCUCCAAGCGUGUAGGAGUCCCAAGUCUCUCCCAGAGUGUAGAAAUAAAUCACAGGAAACUAGGGAGGUACUGAGCAGCAUAAUUCUGUUCCAUUUCAGCUUCACUUUCCAGUCAUUGGUCUGUUCUGUCCCAUUUUUCAUGGAUUUUAAAAAAAAGAAUACACAAAAAGUACACUUAAAUCAUAGUUAUUUUUUACACAUGUUUUACUGAAAUAUUGAUGUAAAAUACACAUUUUUACCAUUGCUUUUUAGUGGGAGUUGCAUUCCAACAGCCAAGUGAAUUUGAGAGUGUAAGAUCUGGUCAAUCCACAGUUGGACAAGUCACUUGAUAAGCUGUUGCAGUUGAUGCUGAAUCAUAGCCUGGCAAUGUAGAAGUACUGAAUAAAUGUGUAUGUGCAGAGAUGGAGCUUUUGAAUUGUUCAGCAAACAUAAAAGCUCACUUUCCCCCUGAUUAUUUCAUCAUGUUGUUUACCUUUGAGUGCACACAAAUUGCAUGAGUACCAGAAAGCAAUACAGCAUAGUUCAGAAUGUCACAACCCUGGUUUUUUUUUGGUGUGUUUUUUUUUAAACUUGUAGCAUAUGUUUGGAAGCAGAAAAUGGGAAAAUCAAUGCAGCUAAAUCAGAUCAGAUAUUCUGAAAUGUACAAAAGCUGAGGAUGCGUGAAUUUCUUUCCUCUUGGCUUCUCUGUCUCUGGUCCAGAUGGUAUCCUGCUGUGUUACACACCAGUUCUGGUCUGGAAUUACUGUUAGUGCUGUUAUUUCAUCGCAAUUUAAAGAUCCCAUGUAUGUAGGGAAGUUGUGCUAUCACAGUCAUGGUAAGCUAAUCCUCUACAAGAGUUUGUAUACUGAUCUUUACUGGUAAAGUCCCAUCAGGACAAUUGGAUGUGGUUGGGGAAUUUGGAAAGGGAAAAGAAGAAGCAUCCAUCCAUCCAUCCAUUUGUUUUAAUUUGUUAUAUAUAUAUCCUGAUUCCAGUCCUCCUAUGAAAAUGUCAAGGUGUUGGAUGUUGAGUAAUCAGGUUCAAAUCCUUACUCUGAAACUUAAUGACUGGCCAAACACUAGUCACUUUAUUUCAGGGGUACUGUUCACUUUAACAUGGGGGGACUCCAUUUGUCAUUCUGUCUCAGGUGGCAAAAUGACUUGGACCACUCCUGCUGGUUUAUUUACAGCCAGCCAUUUGCAGAGCAGAAGCAAUACUUUUGGGUGUCUUUAACUCCUGCUCCUGGAUUUUCCAACAAUCACAUCCACUAUCCGAGUGAGCCACAGCCAAGUCAGCUCACAAUCUUUGAGCUACAGCGCUUCCUGGCCUGAUAAAUCAGAUUCAGAUAAAUAUAUAUAUAUGCCUCCUUCCAUAAUAUCUCUAACGAACAUGAAUAAUUUGACAACAUUUUAAAUUUUCAUACGAAAUUUUACCUCAGAUUUGGAAGUGGUGCAUGCAGAACAUUACAACAUGCAGGGGGAAACAGUAAAUGUAAACAUGAUAAAUCAAAAAGAAUAAAGUCUUCACCAUGGACGAACUUCAUCUCAAUGUAAUUUGGGGUGCCCUACUUAAGUUUCAGUUUUCGUUGCUGGCCCUCCCAUCAGGCAGAGUGAGGGAGCCAAUGCUGUGGUGCAGAAGCAGUAGUGAGGACAAUGUUGGACAACAAAGCUGUUUAUACCACACAGCAUGCCUUGUAAGUUAGUUAGCUUACUUUUCGUAGGUGCACGGGAAGUAGCUCUCCCAUCUCUAGUGUUGAAAUAAGAUUAAACUGCCAGUCCAAUUGGCUGUGAUGAGGGACACCGUCUUCUCCAUCACCUCAGACAGCAAGAUGGCAUGGGCUAGGGUUGCCAUAUUUCAAAAAGUUAAAAACCAGGACACCCCAAAAGUUGUUGAGCUUUUCUUAGGAAUACCUCAACCUUCUUGAGCUUUUUAAAGACAAUCCCUGACAUUGUUGAGCAUUUUUCUUUACAAAAACACUGAGAAAAAUGCAAUUUUUCGAUUGACUUGCCUAAGAUCCAGGACAAAGCGCAGCCUUUUGGAAAUUCCCCCAGAUGUCAAUUCUGCCUCUGAACUCCCAGUAUUUCAUGUGAGUGAUAUAACAUGUAUUCUACAUGUAACAUUCAAAUAUAAUACAGUCAUAUACAGCCUCCAGAAAGUGCUCUUAGAAAAGCAAUAUGUGUUAGCAAGAUAUUGUUAGGAAGAAAACAGAUAAAGGUCUCAAAGCAGUUAGAUUUUUAUUGAUAAAAUUUAAUAUUUUUGAAGGUUAAAGCCAGUCUCUUUAUUUGCAGUGUUGGUAAAGUUCCCUUUACUGUCCAAGGUUCCAAUAAAUUAUGGAAUGUAAUUUCCACCAUAUCCACCAGAGCUUUUCAUUUUAUUUUUAGUACAAUUCAGACAAAAGAUUGGAAAGGUUUGUUUAAAAAAGGAAAAAUCAAUAGAUAGCAAUAGAUUUAAAUAUAUAUAUAUAAGUUAGAUGGGUCUACUACUCUACAAUCAUAUAUAAAUAUAUUUAACUGAAGGUUUUCCUGUAAUAACAUAUUUAACAGCAAGGUUUCAUCAGGAACACUCCUCUUGCAAAAGUAAGCAGGAAGAGCACGUUUUUGUGCAGGCCAUGAUCCAGUGAAGGAGCCUCACACAUUAUUGCAGGUAUUUCUUGUUGCUGCUGAGGAAGAUGAAAGAGGUUGUUGCAUUCCCGGAUCUCAGUCUUCCAAAACAGCAACAGAAAUCAGUGUCCAAAUGCUUUUGGGGUGCUACCAGGGAUGUCACAGUAAUCUGCCAAGCCUUAUCACCUAUGUAUAUGUUGCCAUAUAGCUGGUCUUGAGAAGUAUCCUGCAUUUUGCUCAUGUCUGCCACUUUCUCAUUUAAUGUCCAUCAAGAGGUAGAGGGACAACUGUGUGCUGCUCCUCGUGAUGACUCUUAUAGGCAGGCAAGAUGUACCAUGUUGGUAGUCAGCUCUGUGAAGGAUGCAAGUUUAGCAAGUCCUAGACUGAGCCUCAGAUAAGGCUGCAGCUUAAUCUGGGCAGUUAGCUUCACUCCCAGCAACAAAAAUUCCUAUAGUUAAAGGGGACUUGCCUAUUUCAGUGGCUCUCAACUCUUACAGUGUUGAGGAGGCAGUGGUUUCAUUGGAGCUUCAAAACUGGAGUGGCAAUGCAAUCUCCUUCUGCCGGACUGCUGCUAAAAGACUGACCUCCUGUGCCUCCUUCUGCCGGACUGCUGCUAAAAGACUGACCUUGGUGCAGUAGGGACCAUGUGGUUGAAUGUGUGGACAAUUCCUCCUCACUCUCUGAUUCUUCAUCCAAGUUCCCCACUUUGUCCCCUCAAGAGGGGAAGUUGGACUCCAAGAUCAUGAUAGACUAUCAUCAGCUGCUGGAUGUGCAGGCUCUUGGCCUGUUGAUUUGGAUAGUGUGUGGAGAAACUCAAAGAACUCAAAGAACACAAAACCAGCAAAAAGCAGUUGUGAAACUGGCAGGUUCCUUCCUCUGCCCCCAAUUUCUGCAGCACAUCUGUCUGCUAUGCAACUGAAACAGGCUUGAAACCCAUUUUCAGUUUUACUUCUAUUAUUAUGGAUCAUUGGGUGGAAAGGAACGUUGAAACAUACUUUAUGGUUUCUACCAAGUCCAUAUAGCCCAGUGUGCACAUAAUCUGCCAAUGAAGAGGGAAAUAUGCAUACUCUCCAAUAAGCAUACCCUUUGUUCCUGUCAGAGAUGAGCAACCUGUCGCCUACAAGCCACAUGCAUCCCAUUGUCUAAUUUUAUGUGAUUUAUGGUGUCCCUUCCUGCUAGUCAACGGGGAAGCAUUGGGAGGGAGGACUGUAAGAUGGGGGAGGCUUAACAAAACCUAUCACGAUAUGCACAUUUUCCAGGGCCUAGAGAAUAUACAAAAAUGUGAGGCAUGCACAUUCCAAAAGGCCUGCUGGACAGUAUGCAUAGUGACCAAAGAAUAUAGAAAUUAUUAUUGAGUUAUGUUGGAAUGAAGGUAAAUUGACCAGGAAAUUUGUACUGCAGUGGCUCUUCAUGGUUCCAGACAGGGAUAUUUCCCAGGACAUUCUAGGCAUUGAAAUCUUGACCUUGACAGUGGUGUAACAUGGGUUGCAUGGGGGGCGGGGAGGAAGGAAAACAGAUGGAGUAUGCAUAUUCAACUACCUAAGGUGUUCAUGUUACCCAGGAGAGCAGAGUCGCAUAGGUAAGAAAAGAAGAGUUGUUCUGUUGUCUGGAAAGGUCACUUCCUGGUUCGCAUGGAAAAGCCAUUUUCGGGGGGCCGCUAGGGGGCACAUCGGAAGAUGGCCGACAAUACCAUCUCUCCGGCUCACACGAGGUAAUUAAGAGGCUGUUAUGGGAGUAUGCAGCCUCCCUCGUUACCCCAAAGGAAUGGGGAACGCUGCCUUGCCUGCUGUGCCCAUAAUUCACCCCCAGAUUCGAAAGGGGGUGAGGGCACUAGGCACAAAAGCCCUUGUGUGGGUCGGCUCUCCUGGACGCUGUCUCUGAUCUGCACAGCUAGUUGCGGGAGCUCAAAAUAAACAAUCAGAACAGAAGCAAACGCACAUACUUCAAGCGAUGAUCGGGAGUAAGGACUGCUAACUAAAGGGAACUCUAGGAAGAGGAGUGACGGGCUGGACUUAACAAUAAAUCAAGAAGAGGAAUAAAUUAAGAAGAUUCAUCAAAGGAUCGGUAUGUCGGAGCGAGACUGAAAAGGAGGGGGGAGAAAAACUUUUCUUUUUUUGUCUUAUGUGAGUACCCAAUAAUCCCCCCCCCAAAAAAGAACCGUUGCAAUUACUGAUCACAAGCAGGAGGAAUAAGAACUGUGUGGAAAGUAAUUACUAUGCAAGGACGUGGCUUAUGGGAGCAUCGGGAAACGAAAGUAAGUCCUUUGUGACGCAGUUAUAAAAAGAGAUUUAUCAUGGCAGGCCCACCCGUAGGAAUCCAGGGAGAGGAGGACUAUGGUUGUUACUAUGUUGGAGUGUGGGUUCGGCCUAGCAGGGCCCCCUGAGAAAAUUUAUGAGGGAGCAGCGGGCCUGGGGAGAUCAGGAAAGACUGUCGGAAUGUUUUGUACGGAGGUGUUGAAAUGGCGUCUGUCUACUUUUAUGGCUCUUGGAUGAGUGUAAAAUCCGCACAGGAUAUAACAAUGUUUGUCUUCAACCCGCUUGUGGAGAUUAUCAGAGAUCACAAAGAAAGGAGAUAACAACAAGAAGAUGAGGAAAACAACAAAGAGAAGAUUGAACAGAACUGUGAAUAUUAUUUUGACAGAACUGUGUAAUUAAAGCAGCAGCAAGAGAGAUGAUCGGAUCCCUUUCGGAGCUUGAAGCACGGGUACCCCCAACAAAAAUUUUAAAAAUUUGGCUGUGUAAUUUGGAAUUAUUGUUAUUUGGAAUUAAUGUGAUGUGAUUGGCCUGUUAACAAAAAUUAUUUUUUUAAAAAGGAAAAGCCAUUUUCAAUGGAGCACAGCAAUGGACGUGUGUAGCUUAUUGAGGCAGCACAGGUGUUGAAAGUUUGCGCUCCUAACAAUUUUUAAAAAAAUAUAAUAUUUAUUAAAAAUUUCCAAUCAAACAAAAUUAUAUAUUCCAAAUUAUACAAAUUAUCCAAUAAUCAAACAAAUUCCAAUGUUAUGCCUAAUUAUAAAUUAUUAUUAUUUUUUAGCUGACUUCCCAUGCUUCGAGAUCCCUCCUCCUUCCCACCUAACAAUUUUUUUUGUGCCCAGGACAACUGCCCCUGUGGGCCCCCACAUGCUACGCCACUGUUUCUGAAUGCAAAGUGUUUGAUCUUAACACUGAGCUAGUCAUCCUUCAGAGUUUCUCCACUGACAUAGUGAGCAAACUUGUAACAUUUAGUUUCACACCAAGUGGAGCAAUUUACAAAUGUUCCUGUAAGUAGUAGUAUUGUCUUGCUUGAUAAGAUCUCCUACCCAUUACACUAUUUCCAAUGCUCCACAGCUGAGGCUCCCUCAGGAUUUUUUGAGACCUGUCAAUUGGUGAAAGCAUUGAGCAACAACAGAGAUUCCAGUUGAUCAUUCUUUGAAUUUUCGUGAUGAUGCGUUAAUUGUUGGUCUUUGAAUAUAACUUUCCUAUCACGUGUGUAUCAGUGCCAUAGAAAGCAUCUUAUUAUAGACAUUGCUCAAUCAUUUGCAGGAGCUUGUCAUUUAGGAGUAGUUUAAAGCCCCUCACAGAAGGAAGUUUCAUAAAAGAAUAAAACUAUUUUGGUUUGCCCUGAUUGUUUCUAACAAAUCCAUGUUGAUUACUACUCAUCACCCAGAUUUUCUUUUAGUGGUUAAAAACCAAAUAGUGUGUAUGAUUUGGUCUAAUUUUGUCUCUGGUAUUGAAGAACAGCUAAUCAGUCUGUAAUUCCUUGAGUCUUCUCCCUUUCAUUUUUAAAGCCUAGAUAAUAUAUUCACUCUUCCCUAGGCUUUUCAGCUUUCACCAGCUAACACCUUCAGAAUCCUUGAGUAGUUACCAUUAGGCCUCACUGACUACACGGAUUUUCUACAUAUACUGUGAUAUUCUUUGUUAUCCUGUCAUCGUAAAAAAACAUGGAGCAAGGCUGGCUUUAUCGGUGCAAAGCUUGACACUGAAAUCCCUUGGAUUUCAUGGAUACUGAUGAAAUAAGGGGCAGAGGGGGAUACAGCAAUUUGUUAGACUUGGACCUAAAUCAAUGUAUUGAAGCUAUGCUAAUAAAUCAAAGGACCUAUAUGGCCUACAGCUUAUUAAAUAUUAAAGCAGGAUUCAGUGGAAAUACAGUGGAAAUACUCCUUGGUAUGUGUCAUUAAUGUACAUGCCAGGAAUCUGCAUUUAAAAUAGGAGAAAUUAUUACAUAGCCCAUUGCUUUCAACUCCAGAGGCUUAGAGUGGAGCUGAGCUAAAAUUGCUCAGAAUACUGUACAUUUUUUUGCAAAAUAAAAAUGUGUUGUGCUGUUUUUGUUUCUGCUUUUUAUUACCUCCACUAGAACAAAAAGGUCACUUUGUAGAAUUUCCUUUCACUAUUCACCACCAUUUUGUAUGUGGAGCACCUUCAACAUGACCUGGAACCAUGGUAGUUCUAGGGCAUUGUGGAGGCAGAAAAAUUGUAGUCAGGCUACUAGUAUUAUUUCCCAGGGACAGACCCAGAUUUAUAGAAGCCGUCCCACUUUCUGAUUUGAUCCCGGAAUGUCCUGCUUUUCCUUAGGAUGUCCCUAUUUUCAUCAGAGAAAUGUUGGAGUGUAUGGAGUUGUGUGACCCUUGAGCCAAAGAGAUAAGUAACUGUACAACCUUUAGAAAACAUUUGAAGGCAGCUCUGUAUAGCAAAGGGUUUUUUAAAAAAAGUUUAAUGUUUUAUUAUGUUUUAUAGAUGCUAGAAGUCACCCAGAGUGGGGUGUUGUUGUUGUUGUUGUUGUUGUUAUGAUAUAACACUGGUCCUAAAAGGCCUACAUUGGCUCACAGUACAUUUCUGAGCACAAUUCAAAGUGUUGAUGCUGACCUUUAAAACCUAAAAUGGCCUCAGCUCAGUAUACCUGAAGGAGCAUCUCCACUCCCAUUGUUAAGCCCAGACACUAAGGUCCAACUCUGAGGGCCUUCUAGUGGUUCCCUCACUGCGAGAAGUGAAGCUACAAGGAACCAGGCAGAGGGCCUUCUCGGUAAUGGCACCCGCCCUGUGGAACGCCCUCCCAUCAGAUGUCAAGGAAAUAAACAACUAUCUGACUUUUAGAAGACAUCUGAAGGCAGCCCUGUUUAGGGAAGUUUUAAAUGUUUGAUGUUUUAUCGCUUUAUUAUUAAUAAUAUUCUGUUGGGAGCCACCCAGAUGGGCGGGGUAUAAAUAUUAUUAUUAUUAUUAUUAUUCCAUAUUUUCAUCAGAAAAAUGUUGAGGGUAUGCGCACGCACACACACACACACACGCACACACACACACACACACUGCUUCAAGAAACCAAGCAAAGUCCAUUACCCUGAAGCAGCAAUAUUGUCAUUUUGCAUGCUAUACAACUGACAAGAAAACAAAAAAACUCUCUUCCAGGCUUCCACAGUGGCUUAUACAGAUCAGUAAUAAGGAAAAUAAUAAGCAGUGAUAAAACAAUGGACCUUUAAAAUUAGCUGUCUUUUUCCCCUACGUACCUCUGUGGGAAAUUGUCGCUUUCCACAAAAAUCAAACCUGAACCUGAACAUCUAAAGUCUAACCCUAUUCAGAUCAUACUUAGCCAAACUAUUUUAUUCAUUCACACAGAACACUAUAAAUCACUUCCUAUUUCCAAAACUUCAAACUUUCAUUCCAUUUAUUCAAUUACUUUGGGUGGAGGGCAGGGAAAGAGUUUUCCAAAGCAAUUAGGAAAAGUAAGUCUGCACUAUAUUACAAAUGUACUCAUUUUACUCCUAACCAGCUGCCCCCUCCUGCUAGCUCUGGAAAAACAACAGAGAUUCCCCAGACUAGAAACUGUGCUAGAAAGACCACUAAAAGAAAAUAGAAAAUAGCAGCUUUUUAGGACCCAGAAAUUCCCAAAUCCUGUUGGGUAAAAUAACUCACCCAUCAAUCACAACUUAGGACUUCACUCAUUGGCUUAAAACAGUGAAAGGCAGGAAAAGGCAGGCUGGACCAUUUCUCUGCACAUUUCUCUUUCUAACUUUCUUUGAAGUGGGCUUUCUUUUUAAAAAAAUAGUAAAUAGAAAUUUCAGAAUCUGGGCCCCUUGCAAUUGCUUCAAUUGCCGAACUGUAAAUCCAGGCAUAUUAGUAAACAUAAGACAGGGAAGUAGCCUUAAGAAACAAGUCAGGAAACAAAAGAAGCAUCACAGAAAAGAGGUUCUUCCUUGACUGGAAGGCAUUUGUGUGUAAUUAGCAUCACAGGGUAAUAUAGGUAACAAAUUGUUAAUCUCCUGAACACAGACGGUGCAGUUACUUAUGCAAAUCUUAACAAUGGGUGCACUUUGAAAACUGCUAAGUUCAUAAUUUCCUGUUAUAUUUGCUUGGGUGAAGAACUGCAUUGUGAUCCAUCAUAACCAGUUGCAUUAGUCAUUGUGCUGUAAUAAAUCACAUUGUAUAAAGCAGAGCUUCUUCAAAGGAAUUGAUCUCCCCCAUCCCACCCCCCAUUCCCUUUAGGAGAUGUCUCUAGCUUGAAAAGUGUCUCUGCUCCUAAUGCUCCCCCCCCCCCAUAAUUCAAUAAUGGACUAUAAUUACAACAGUAAUAUUUAAGAUUAUAUAAUGACAAAACAUUUGUGGGAUGGAAUCAAAAGUUCAAGAAAGCAUGAAAUUGUAUUAAUUCCAAAGAACUGUUAGUAAUUAUGCAAGGUGAUGAAUUUUGCCUUCCCCUAAUUAUCUAUUACAUGUAUUAGGAUGUUGUUAUAUCUUUGUUUGGUAUUUAGGGAGACAUGGCUAUCUAAUAGUCCUUCCUAAAAUAAGUUAACAUAUUUAUUUCAUUAAUUUUAAAACGUCAGGGUGGGGGGCGUGCACCCUGCAUAUAGCUUGGUUCUGUUGAUUCUGCCAUCAUUUAUUUGAAUCAACCAUUACUAUCUUUAAAUGCCCCUACACCCAAGGAGCUCAGGGCAGCAUAAAAAGUGGUGCCAAGGGUGGGGUGGUGGCACUGGGGUUUUUGCCUGAAGUGGAAAAGUGUCCUGGGUCAGCUCUGACCAUGUAUUCCCACAAAUGCGUUUCUGUCCCACUCAAUAUCUCCUAACCAAGUUUUCAACUGGUGAAACAAUUGGUAGUCACUGAUCUUAGAGAGGAGGCUUUGCUGAGGGCACCACUGAAGGUGGUGAUCAUCUCAAGCUCCUUUUGCAUUUCUGCUGGGCUGGCACCAAGUUUAAGGAGGUCCUGGGUAAGGUACCUUAUGCCAGAGACCAUCUUGGCUGUGAAUCCCAGAAGACCUCCUCCCUGCCUUGCAGGCCUUUUCCCACCUCACCUGAAAGGCUAGGGCCCUGACUGACUCCAGCUACAAAAACUGAGGCUGCUGAACAGACUCUUGGACUGGGGUAUUUUUUAGCAGGGUUUGUUGGCAGGAGGGAGAGGAGCUGUUCUUGCUGUUAUUGAGAUUAAUUUUUGCAUCUAUAUUUUAGAUCUUACUAUGAUUUAUGUGGAAAUAGUUCAAUUUGUGUACUUUUACAGUUUUAUUUAUGGUUUAUGACUGCUUUUGUUACAGCACAGUCAAUGGUCAUAGGUCAUGGGAGUUCCAGGCCAGCAAUAUCUGGAGAGCCAGAGAUUCCCCACCCACGUCUUAGUAGAAGAAAGUUGGUGCUAAUAGGCAGUAUGAAAAAAUUACUCUUCCAAAUUAAAAGCAAACAAACUUUGUUUUAUCGUUUUAAUGUUUUGUCAUCCAAUUAAGACUGAAUGAUAAACUCCUAGUGCUGAGGAUGGGGAGGUAGAAAAGAUAUAUUCUCUAGUCUGUGGCAGAUUGUUAUUCCCAUUAACACUAAUGGAACCAACACAGAGAAAAGGAAAAUGUCUGUUUACGUUACAUUAGAGCAUUUCUUGGGAUACAGUUGUUUAUCACCUUAACCAAACACCUCAGCAAUCACUGAGGAUUUGCCCAUCUUUUGAUAAUUGCAGUUCAAGGCAAUUAGAGUGCUUCAAAUUGUUGAUUAUUUUCUCACUUUACUACUGUUGCCAUUUCUUUUAUUAAAGUGUUGCUGUUUUGAAAAUUUAAGUUUAGCACAAGAAACCCUUUUAAUGGGAGGGUUCCACUGCCAGUUUUAAACUGGCCAAUGCCAUAGCUGUCAACUUACAGAUUUGAAAAUAAGGGACCAGCAGCCUUGAAAAUAAGGGAUCAGCAGCCAAAAUAAGGGAUUUUGCUUAGCUUAUACGGCACUGAUGGAGCCAUGCUGCUUUUGCUGCGACUGACUUUGUUUUGCAGGGGGUUGCACUAGAUGAUCCUAAGGGUCUACAACUCCCACCAAAGAAGAGUGGCAGACAAAACUGAUGAACGAUGUUGAGAUGGCAAAUCUUACAGGCAGAAUUAGAAACCAGGAAGAGGACCUCUUUAAUAAAGAAUGGGGAAAAUUUAUAAUUUAGUUGAAAAGCUAUUGUAAAGUGUUACAUACAUUGGUAGGAUUGACAGAAAACUUAUAGUAAAAAUUUGAACUAUGGAUAGACAAAUGAUUUAUAAAAAUAGAGUUAUGAAAGGGAUUCAGAGGGGGAAAUCACUACAUUAAGAUGCUGCACUGGUUGGAGGGUAUGCUAAGCAGCACGUCGGGGCUGCCAUCGUCUUGGCGCGAGGAGUUCCAUUGGCCCUUCCCCGCCCAAGAGAGGGGGGGAGGGAGAGAGACUCUCGCCCACGCCACCCGCGAGCCUGGCAUGAGGCGGUUGUGGUGCCGCCAUGGCCACUGAAGCGCCACCCUUCUGUGUCCCUCCCCAUCCCUUCCUCUUCCUCCUCCCUCAGGCCACCUCCUCAGCUGCCACCGCCACUGCCGCUUCCGGCUUCCCCUGGCAGCUUGGCGGAAGUCUCGCAAGAGAGGGGCUGCCUGCCUGCCCACCGCCACCCAUCUCCUCACGACGCAAAAAAAAAAGGGAGAGACGGAGACGCGGCAGCUCGUGCGCGCGCUCUCUCUCGUGGUGGAGGACCCCGAGCCACUGCUUCCCUCCAGAGCCGGGCGAGCAUGAAACCCAUUAAAUUUAAGGGAAUCAUCAAUAAGGGACAACAGCGGGACACGGCGCUGGGAUAAGGGAGUUUCCCGCCAAAUAAGGGACGGUUGACAGCUAUGGCCAAUGCAUGUCCACCAAAAUGCAAAGCUCAUGUUUGCUUCAUUUCUCGCGUAUGCACGUGCAUACAAAUAUUCACAAGAGUCUAUAUUCUCAUUCUUCCUUUCAGAGGCCAAAUUGUAAGUGUGGCAUUCAGUUUUCCACAAGGUUGUGCUGCACCUUCAAAUGGUCCUUAUUGCAAUCACUUGAAGGGCAGUGGGGCUGAAGCAAAAAUGCUUCAAAAAGGGCAAGCAGAACUUUGGGUAACGUUUUGAGGGGUCAGGAUCUGUGUCGCUGCUCGUCCUAUUCAACAGUCCUCUGCCACUCCCCCCCCCAACUUUAAUCCCAGAAAGUUUCUCCUUCUCACCCCAUGCAACUACUAAGCUCACUUUUCACCUUUACAACCCCAUUUCUGAAGCCACCUCUCUCAUCUAUUCUGCAGCAAAUUGUGCCUUUCAACAAUGGCAAAAGUUUGAGUAAAGCAGAGAUGGUGUAACACUAAGGAUUUUUAAAAAAUCAAACCAAUUUUAACAAUGAGAAAUAACACAACAUUAUUUCUUUAACUCCCAUUUCAGUGUACUCAUACCAUGUUUAAACUCUAUUCAAACCUCUGCCAUUUUUUUUUAAAUAUCACCACUUUUCCCAAUUCAGUUUCCUUCCGUUCCUGCUUUCUUCAAACCUGCUGUUGUUUAAAACCACAAUUUCCCUCUCCGUUGGUCUCCACCACUGCUUGACUCAAAGUUCUCCCUCUUCAAUUCCUCAGCUGCCUCAUGUGAGAGUGAUAAAGGAUGUGAAGCCCUCAAAUAUUUCAUUGUAUGAAGGUACUUUACUCAAACCUCUGCUGUUGUUUAGAAUCACUGUUUCCUCCCCUCAGUUUCCCGCAUACCUGCUUUACUCAAACUUCUUUACUCAAACUUCUGCUGUUGUUUUAAUCUCCCCCGCCCUUUCCCACUGCCAGUGUCCUUUCUUUCUCAUUCUCAUGCCUUGGCUGCUGUUGUUGCCCAAUCUUCCUCCUCUUUUGCUCCCCUCUCCUCCACCCCAACUUCAUGCAAAUCCAGGAUUGUGAUGCAACACUACAGGUUCUCUAAUGGGGACUUCACAAUGACGGCUUGACAUUUUUAUGUAGAUAGGGAGAAAAUUGAAGGUUGAAAAACCCACACACACAUAAUGACAAACUGUGUUCAGGUUAUUGUAAAUGUUACAUUGGGUGAUACCCAACUAAGUCAUAUUCAGAGUAGGCCCACUGAAAUGAAUGCAUAUGACUAACAUUAGGCAUUUUUCAAUUUUUAAGCAGCAUAUCCAGAUAUGUGCUUAUCAAAAGUAAUUUCUCUCCGAAGAUCCCAUUCUAUAGAGAGACCAGAUAAAGAUGUCAGUCUCAAUGGCAGCAUUGUUCGCCAUGAUUUAUUUUUAAUAAAGGGUAAUUUGGAGAAUGCUCUUUCUCCUUCACACUUUGGAAUGAGAAGAGUUAGAUUAAGCAAGAAGCUAUAGUAACAUUUCUGAAAGCUUCAACAAGUACCUUAUUAUAAACUGAUCUUCAAAAUCUUAUUUGUAGUAGUCUUAGAUCCAUCACAUCCCUCUGUAGUAUCUAAGAAGUGACUCCUCAAAGCAAAGGGAGAAAGGCACUCCUUGGUAACAAAAAGAAAAGGGGGGGAACACAUAAAUGGCAAGGUUUGAGAGUUACUGAUUCCACUUCUAAAACAUUAAAUCUGGUUUGUGAUGCACUAACUGUGCUUCUAAGGUAUGUUUAUUUGUGAGAAAAGGAUGCUAGUGUGGCAGUUUGUUUUGAAAUCCUCCCCAUGAGAUUUAUGGAGUGGGAUCUGAGUGGGGGUGACGAAGCAGGCAGCAAUGCAGCAGUGUUAACUGAUCAAUAUUGAUGAUCAAUAAUAAUGCACCCCACCUCUCCGUGUAGAAGGCCCAGGACAAUCCCCAUCCUAUAAAACGGGUAUGGGUCUAAAGUCUGUAACUUUGCACCAGUGGCAAAUCUGACGUCUUUGUGGCAGUUUUCAGGUGCCAGGAAAGAGGUUGCAACCCCCCAUCUCUAAAGCCCUGUUCAGAUAAAAGUGUACGGUGCAUGGCGAGGACAGGAGCACACAUUCAAACCCCAUGCCUAACUCAUUGCACGCUUGCCAGCUCUGCUUCGGAUCUUCUUGCAUUGAGAUGCAAGGAGUGAAGGGGUGGUGGUUCUAAAACUGUGUAAACACUCCUGUUGGCUCUGAAUCCAGUGUGCUCCCAGCUCUGGUUCAAGAAGCAGUGUGCGAACAAUGUGAGACUCAAUCCACACCUAUCCUGCCGUUUAUUACAAAAUACUUCAUUUCAAUGCAUUUUCCCCCAACCCAGCUUUGAUACACGUUGUGUAAAAUAACGAGCAGGCUGCAUUUUAAACUAGUAAUGCAUUUGCAGCCUAACUGCGCUCUGUCACCACCUGAGUCUCUUCUCCCUGCUUUCCGAGGGAGGUCUGAAUGGGGCUCAACUGUUGUUAGCAUCCAGAACGCUGGCUUAUGUUCUUUGUCAACUCUGGCUGCGCCUGUCUCCGAUUGGAAACCCGUCGUACUGUUUUAAGAAAAGCAAUGUUCAUCAUGAAAGCCCUGAGUGAAAUUUCCAGAGUUGGCAAGAUUCAAUUACACCAGCUGAACAACUUGCCUGUUCUGUCAACUUGCUUCCCAGCCUUCUCUAGCAUUGUCCCCAUAUGGUUCAGUGUAUAUCAGUAAUGUUCUUGCGGUAAUCUAAUUUGGUUAACACAAGGAAACAUAUGUUUUCCCUGCCAUAAGCAUAUCUUGUGCUUGCUGUGGUCUGCAAAUGCUUUCCUCAGAUGGUGAUGACUUGCCACCCUGUGCAGCUGAGCCCUGGCAUCGCCAUGCCAUACGUGGAAGGAUCACAUUCGCACCUGAGCAUUCUGCUCAGUCUACAUGAUACCGUUACAGAUUUGACUGAUUAGCCAGCGCCCUGCCAAUAGCCACAUGCCAGAAUGCAAUGAUCAAAAAGGAUUGCCAGGGAAAGAGAGGAAGGGGCAAUUGGAACAGAAUUGCAGCCGACAGCAAAAUGCAAUGUGAGCAAAGUCGAUGCUCACAACGUAAGACAAAUGCAGGCAGAGGAAAAGGAGAAUUAUGGAGAGUCAGGUGAUAACUUAUUCAUAGAUUUCUGUGGAAAGCACAGUUAGCAAAUAUACCAUCUGUGAAAUAGAGCUGGCAUUCCUUAAAUGUCUAUUAGCAAUUGCGAUCCACGCCGAACACCUGAUCUCUGCUCCACACUCCUUGAUAACAACAACAAAAUAAACCAUUAUGCUUCAAUAGCUUAUAUAAUGUUAUGUAAUAGUAUCAUUUUAGGUAAUGCAUUAACAAUAUAAGAUUGUAAACGAUCAUGUAGAUUUUUUCUUUUUUGCUUUUUCCGGAGCUCAUUACAUCAUUAACACUUUGGCCAUUAAAAAGCUGAUUAAUGAUUUUCAAUAUGCUACAAAUCUGGCUUUCAACUUUGUUUCCAACAGAAAUGUCAUAGCAAACAUUUUUGGUGGGGGGGGGAUGUAAUAGGAAUGCACAUCUUUCAGUGUGGCUGUAUUUUUGUAGAAGUCAAUACUACUUAAUUAUUUGCUUUCCUCUGAUACUCUUAACCUACAGUGGUUUUUCUAUUUUAAAAUAUCAAGCUGCAUGGAAUACUUUUCUUUUUUGCAGGAAAAUAAAAAUAAAAGAUCAGUCUCUAGGUGUAUUUCCUGUGUUAGUAAAUUGAAGCCCAAUUGUCCCAGCAUGAGGAAUACCAAUGCUUGUUUCAUGAUGUGUGCAUCCAAAGCAAUCCAAUAAAUUAGACCCAUGUUCACCCAAUGGGCAUGUGAUUCUGGAACUUGUGAAAUUACUGUCAGUAUGUAGCCUCAUUAGACUUCACACAUAUCCAUCCCCCUGAAGUUGUUUUUGAGCAACCGUACCAGUUUGAAGUCCAGAACAAAACAAUGUAAGCAUGUGUUGUUCUACCUGUUUUGUAGAAAGUUGUUUUAUAUGAACACUGUUCAAAUUAUUCCCUUAAUGGAAAUUUCCUUUUAAUCUUUAGACACAUCUAAACGUUUUGCUUCACUAGAAGAACAAGGGCAUUUGAGUUCACCAGCUCAGCUACAUCAUUAUCUUGGUCUGACUUGAGUUUAUACAUUUACUCCAGUUUUUCCUUCACUUAGUUUUCGCUUUUAUUUUAUUGUGGAUCCAGAUUGUUGAUACUUAUAUGGAGUAUGACUAAGUACUGUUGAUAUUAGUAGAACGAAAGUCUGGGUCCAACUCCAUAUAGGAGUAGUGUAGUUUGAUUUUCUUCAAGAUUAAAUUGGGCAAUAUAGUCCAUUAGAUCUGCUUAUUUGAAAUUUAGAUUUAUAAUAAAAUAUAUUGAUCUUUAGGGCUUGCCAAUCAGAAGGUCGGCGGUUCGAAUCCCUGCGAAGGGGUGAGCUCCCAUUGCUCUGUCCCAGAUCCUGCCAACCUAGCAGUUCGAAAGCACAUCAAAAUGCAAGUAGAUAAAUAGGUACCGCUCCAGCGGGAAGGUAAAUGGCAUUCCCAUGCGCUGCUCUGGUUUCCCCAGAAGCGGUGUAGUCAUGCUGGCCACAUGACCUGGAAGCUGUACACCGGCUCCCUCGGCCAAUAAAGCGAGAUGAGCGCCACAACCCCAGAGUCGUCCGCGACUGGACCUAAUGGUCAGGGGUCCCUUUACCUUUACCUUUUAUAUUGAUCCUUUCAUUUUGUUCUCCAAUUUCUGUUUAACUUGAACGUAAGAGUAAAGUAUUCCAUUAAGGGCAGGCAAAAAGCUAUGGGAAGGAAGUUAGUAUGGUCUAAACUAGUAUCUCAGAGAAUAAAAAAGGAGAAUCAGGUUUGUCUAAUAAAGAUCUUAUUGUUCACCUGUUAACGGCUCGUAACUUGUUUUAGCCAGAUACUGGAGAACUCUUAAUACAGACCUUUAUGAAGAAUGGUAGUAGAGAUAUGGGACAUAAUUCUUAUGGAUAAGCCAGCAGCACCCCAAAGAGAACACUGUAUUUUGGGGGGAGGGACACCACAACGUUCUGUAUGACAUGGUUUAAUUUACUUGAAUAUGUGCAAUCUAUUGAACAUGGCUUCCAUGCUUCAGCUUCUCACAUUGUCACAUUCUCACAUUGUGGAACAAUACAUUUGUUUGAUUUAUUCUCACUGGACGGCAUCACUUUACGCCUUGAUUCUAAUGUAUUAUUCUUUAACGCUGUCUCUAUACUUUGGGGGGGGGGAUGAGUUGGUAAUAAUGUUAUUGUUGUUUCCUUUGUCAAUAAAAUAUGGUAAAAAGGAGGUGGGAGGUCAUGCUCAGAUUUCAGUGUGCCUAGGAGAAAUGCACUAGCAUUUUUCCCUGUAAAACUGGCUGAAUGUUCAAAGCUGGUGGUAGAGGAAGAGGGAGAAUAAAAUGCUUUAAAAAAAUAAUAAUAUAUAACUAAGGAUGAGCAUAAACUUUAAACAUGUUAACUGUUGUAUGAAUACAUAGCUAUAAUCUCCGACCCUAAGAGGGUGCACAGUGUAUUUAUGAGACUGAAACUGCUUACAGUUCAAUUCAGCCACCUCUGAGUAGACAAUAUCUUCAAAGAGACGAGAACACAAAAAUUGUAAAAAGCCAAGCUCUUACUAUAUAUAUUUCAGGUAAUAGGAAACUUACCAGUGUGGCGCUGGCAUACUUCAAAUAAAACUUACCAAAACAGCAGGCAUUUUCCAAGAGCCAAAAAGGACCUAGGCAAAUCAUUUUCAUACUUAUUCCUCAAAAGUCCUCCCAGUAUGAACAGCAAAAUGGUCUCCAUGGUUUGGAAAUAGAAAUACUGGUACCUGACAGAUUUUUAAUUAUUUCUCUCUCCUUAAGAUCUUGAAAACUUUGAAACCAAAGCAAGAAGCACCGUAUCAGUCAGAGAAGGACAAGGAGUCGUUCUGCUCUGUGGACCUCCACCACACUAUGGAGGUAGUAUACAACAUUCUUAUUGCUCCCCCCCCCCCCAGUAUUUGUAUACUGUAAUUUGAUGAAUGUGCAACACAUUAUUGGGACAUGAUUUAUCCUCAUGCAGAUUCAGUAUGCAUAGGGUUUAUGAUCAGAACUAGAGAACCUGCCCAUUACCAUGCUGCAGAAUAUAAGGCUUCAGUAGUACAGUUCUGAAAGUUGAAAUAUACAUAUAGCUUGUAGGCUUUGCAGAUACAAGACACAGACACAGACACAGAUAAGUAUAAAGUAUUUCUGUUGUUCCAGCAGUUCAAGACAUAACACAGACUCACAGGCUCACUUCUCAAGACUGACCUUGACAGACAGCACAAGUCCCCGGAUUGAUAAACUGACGCGCCUUAAUCACUUCUAUAGUCAUCACAGGGCUGUUGCAACUGGCUUUGCUGACCAUCCACCUGUUGACUUAUCUCAACCUUAGAGUAAUUUGUGCUCAUGAAGGAAAUUAACCCCUUCCUCCACAUCCAGUUCCUCCAACAACAGCUACCCCCUCACUAAUUUUUUCUAAACUACAAAGCCCAACUGUUGUAAUGGGGUGUGGCUCCAGCCCCUUGAUCAUUUUGCUUGUCCUUUUCUUCACACCAGGGGGUGGGGUAAGGGAGAAAGUGACUUACCCCAAAUACCCUCUUAUCACUUUUUAAGCCCCCACCAGCCAUUUUGGAGCAUUCAAUAGGUUUCAAUGUGUCAGUUUAAAUUGACAGAAUGCAGAGGUCUCUAUAGAUUGUAAUAGGCAGAUUUAAAAUUGCUGCAGACUCCCAGACAGGAAGAAUGGGUGGAAGAACUGGCCAGAGUUGAUGUGCACGCAGAACUGAGGCGUGUGUGUGUUGAGAAGGGGGGAUGCAAGUUGGCUUUCCUCUGGGUUUUUAUUUUCAGCUGGAACUUGCUGAAACUAAGUUCCGGCACCUCUCAGGUGGGUACGAUUGCUGUUAUAAGAGAACAAACGAGGCAUUCAUUGUGAGUCUUUUUCUAGGAAAAUAGCACUGCCUUUCCUCAUCUUGUUUCUGUUCUCAGACAUAAUGCCUCUUUGAGGACGCCAGCUUCCUGUGCUAUCCCCAUCCCUACUCUAACACACCUUUUCAAUAUUUCACGUACUCCAUUUCCCUCCCUAGAUUUUAUUAACUUCCUAACUACCUUAUAGGGGGAGGGAUACUUUGAUAGAUCCCAAGUGACAUGCUGUUUCUAAUUAUAGUCACAUAAUAUUAUAGGAAGUCAGCAUAAAGUUCCAGAGAAACUACUAGUGUUUACAGACUCAUUAUCAUACUACGCUGAUGUUGCAACUGGAACAUAAAUAAUGUUUGUAAAAUGGCACUGAUGAUGGCAAGGAGCUGGAAUGGGGAAAGAGUCAACGUUUUGAAAUGAAUCAGUUGGCAGAGAGUUUCGCUCGGCUCAUGAAUUAUACAUUUAAUUAAGGGAUGCUAAACUGCUAGAUUUCAAAACUUCUGAUUUACUAUGUUUUAUUAAAAAUACAAUUUCCAUGCCGCUCCUGCCACUGCCGGAGCCCGAUAGAAAGAGCUCAGCAGUCAGCUGUCAAACUGCAGACAGCAGGAAGGAACAAUUGUGACAGAAGGUGAACGGAAGCCACUGGACAGAAGAGCAGUGAGUCAGACAGAUCAGAGCUGCUGGGGGAUCAGAAAGGAGGUGAGCUACCAGCGCCCACUAGGAAGCAGCUACUGGGGAAAGAGGAAAAGGAAAAGUUAGCAUAUGAAUUGUCGGUCCUCAAAGCACAGCUCCCAAAGUGGGAAGUAUUUGAAGUGCAGAGGGUGUCUGUGAAUGUCUACCAUCACCUGUGUGGUUGUGCAGACUCUGAAUGCCUAUGAUAGCCUUUUUAAAAAGUACUGUAUAAACCCACUUAAAAUCCCCAUGCAGACUGUCGUCUGUCAGGUCAAAGUUUUAAAAACCAAUCCAUAGCUCAUUGGAUGGAACUGGAGAAGAUGGGGUUAAUUUAGGCAGGGAGCCUUCUUUGGUUUUGGACUAUGAAGGGCUCUUUUUUCCUACUAGUCUGGUCAAGUGUUUUCAUAACUUAAUGGGGGAACGACCUGUGGUUAGCACACUGACAGCGAGAACCCUUCACGUGGAACAUAAUACUUGGGAUUUGUUUUGCUUUUUUGAGUGUUAAGUAUGUUCACUGUUUUCCGAGUCCACACAAGUGCAAUAACUUUUAGCGGCUAAUUGAGGCAGCAUACUGAGCCUAAACCAUCCACUUUUGUUUGCCUUUGUUUUCACUUGCAAAUUGGCAUUGCUAUUUGCAUAUGAUGAUCUAAGGCAACUGUGCUGUACAGACAAAGGUCUGUCAAAAGUGGGCCCCUUUCUAAAUGGACUGUGUUGGGCCUGAAUUUUAAGUACUGCUAUCCCUAUACUUCCUGUCCCACACAUAUGAGCCAAGAUAGGGAGUGAAAAAGUUUGCCUCCUCUAAACACACCCUUUAGUCUUGAGUUGCUUAGAUGAAGUCCUUCCAAAGGAAGUAGUGAAAGAAAGGGAAGGGUGAGUUUUGCCAGACUUUAUAAAGUCAUUCCAAAGAAAGCAGUGUGAAGACAGAAGACUUAGAAUUGGAAAACAAUGUUUGGAGCUUUCUCAAGGGUAAUGUAAUCCACCCACUUGCUGUAUUUGUCUUCCUUAGAACUAAUUCAAAAUCAGUUGUUACAUAUAAUUAUCAGCUGUACUUGCAGAUGUACGUGUGUCCAAGGACUGACAGUAUUAUAUUAACCCGUUGAGGAUACAGUUCCUCCUAUCUGAUAAAAAUGUGUUCCAUUGCAAUGUACCCAGCAACUUAGAACGAGAAAGGGAAGCUUGUAAAGUAGCCCAACACAUAGGCUCCUUGCCUCUUCACGGCUAUCCACAUUAUCCCCAGGGCUGCUUCUCUCGAACCUGCUAUACUUGAUGACAACUCAUUCUAGUGUGUGACUCAUUUCCAUUAAAAACUGUUCUGUUGGAGAUGAAAAUGGGUGAUUUGUGGUGGCUCAAAUCAUUACUGAUUUUGCAUUCAACAGGUGUAGAAUAUGUAUCUGUCAACUGGUGUUCUUCCUGCCACCUAGAUCCCUGGCUGGAUUUUAAAAUGUUCUGCUAUCCAUGAUUUGCUGUUGACUGUUGACAUCACUGCAUCUAUAUGUUUCCCUAACCCUAAGGCACUCUCAUUGCAAAUGGCAAUGAGAGUGGUGUUAUUUCAGCAUUUUAUUUUCAUUUAAAGAGUGGGGAGAAAACCACUUGAACAGGAAGAGGACAAUGAAUGAAUCCGGAUGAAUGAAAGACUACUUGAAGAUUUACCGUUAGAGCCUUGCUUUUCUAUGUUAGUUAACUUUAUCAAAAACUGAAAUCACAGUUUGUCUCCAAUAGUGCUAUCUCUCAGAGUUUUGCUAGGAAAAUAUGUGUAAUAAGUGUUUGAUGUUUUCCAGAUUUAUCCUAUGCUUGGAUUUUCAAUGAUAAUCCCUUAUAUGUUCAGGAGGACAGUCGUCGAUUUGUAUCUCAAGAGACAGGAAAUCUAUACAUCGCCAAAGUGGAACCUUCUGAUGUGGGCAACUACACAUGUGUUGUAACCAACACAGAAGCCAAACAAAGUGUGCAGGGCCCACCCACACCCCUUGUACUCCGUAGUGAUGGUAAGGCUUGUUUUGCGUACAAUCUCAAUUAAACCCCCUUAAAAAUGCAGCCUGCCGACUUGUUAAGGUCUACAGAGGACUCUCUCUUGGUGAUCCCACACAGAGUGAGGUUGGCAGUUGAGGAGUCCAGAAGAGCGCGUUCUCUGUGGUAGCCCUGCAGAUUUAGAAUGGGCUCCUUUCAUGGGUGAAUCAUGACGGUAUAUUAUUUUCAUUCAGAAGACAGGCUUAGAUGCACUUAUUUGCUUCUCCCACCUGCGUAAUUUGUGGUUGUUAUUAAUGUUAUGGUGCUUGCUUGCUUGUUUAUUUAUUUAUUUAUUAUUGUUGUUAACUGUGAUUUUAAUGUUACCCUUUGCUACACUGGGACUCUUGAAUGAAGAGUGAACUAUAAAUACUUGCAUAUGAUAUCACCUUGAUAUUUUUGAAGUGCAAUAGAUUAUCGCAACAUUUGUGUUACCCAUUUACAUUAAUCACAGAGCUCCUUUUGAGUCUAUACUUUGAGUCUGCUCACCAUUGCUAAAAGGAAAUAAUUGAGCAAAUAAGCAAAGGACAAUAGAGUGGCUUAAAUACACUGCAAAAGUUUUUUUUUCAAAUGCCAGGGAUUUUUUUAAAAUGAAUUUUAUUUUGGUGACAUGAUAGCAAUCCUCUAUUAGAGAUUGCUAGUCCCUGGGAUUUCUGGGAAGAGCAAAUAACUGUUAGGCCAGUCAGUUUGUAAGGAAGAUAUGUCAACAGUAAACCAAGCACAUUUCAGGGGAAAGAGGCCUGAUAAAAAAAAUCCUAAUCCACAUGCUAAUGUUAUUAUUCCAAGAAUGCUCAGAUUCAGAUGUGACAGGCUUGCAUUGUUUAGAGCUACAAAGCAGAACACUAGAUUUAAUCCAGUUUAGUCACUGAAGUGAAAGGCACUCUUUUUAAAAAAAAAAAAAAGCUUUUAAUUAAAUGUUUGCAGUUGAAAAUACAUAGCUGAGAAAUCUUUUGGUGAAGUGUUUUUGAAAUGGGUUGGCUCCUUCAAGCCAUGGCCCCUCUUAAGUGUAGCCAAAAAGGGCUCUCAUAAAAUAGCAACAACUAUUGCAAGGCGUUAUGUUCCAGACUGUAAAGCUGUGGGACAUUUUCAGCCCAAAGGCACAUUCCCCUGUGGGGAAGGACGAUUGGCAUAACUCGGAAAAGCAAUGUAUUUGACUUUGUACAACUGCCUACAUUUCAGGAGGACAAAAAUCAUUUCUGUUCCUGUAGCAGGGACAUAUUUGGCCCCUCGCUUUUUCCUCAAAGAUGACUCAGGAGGAUUGAAACCCAAAGGUAGGGGGUGGAGGACAGAGCCAUUUGAGGCAGAGUGUACAAGAUCUCACACAAUUUUGGGAAAGAUACCAUGCAAAAUCUUGACAAUCUUGCCCAAAAUCAGUGCCGAUGGUGGUGCCACUUCACCAGCAGAGGACGUGGCAGGGCAUGCAAUGGUGGCAGAACAGGUGGUGGCAGCAGGAGCAGGUAUGUGGUGUAGGGAGCAUCAAAACUUGUAUAGACUACCUACAUGAGUCAGAACCCUGAAAUCAGACAGGAAGUCUACAUGAGUAGCAUUGGCUCCCUGCUGCAGAACACCAGGCCUACACCUUUGGAGAUCUGUCAGGCCCACUGAUGUGCUCUCCCUUCAGAUAUAUACCAGAUGCUUGAGAUGCCAGAGAUUUUUCUUACCAGCAGUUUGAGCAAUCUCCUAAUUUUUAACCUGCAUAAAGUAUAAAAAGGUAAAGGGACCCCUAAAAGUUAAGUCCAGUAGCAGAAGACUCUGGGGUUGCGGCAUUCAUCUCGCUUUACUGGCCGAGGGAGCCGAUGUUUGUCCGCAGACAGUUUUUCCGGGUCAUGUGGCCAGCACAACUAAGCAGCUUCUGGUGAAACCAGAGCAGCACAUAGAAAUGCCGUUUACCUUCCCACCGGAGUGGUAUCUAUUUUUCUACUUGCACUAUGACGUGCUUUCGAACUGCUAGGUUGGCAGGAGCAGGGACCGAGCAUAGGGAGCUCACCCCGUCCUGGGGAUUCGAACCACUGACCUUCUGAUCAGCAAGCCCCAGAGGCUCAGUGGUUUAGACCACAGCGCCACCCGCGUCCCUUGCAAGUAUAGGUGUUUGCUCAGCACAUCUAUAUUACAUGGUUAAUGUGGUUGGUGAGUAAUAGGUUGUGCAGCCUGGUGGCAUACUGUUACAUCUAUAUGAAAAAAAAUAUUUUUAAAGCUUUUGAAUAUGUAUUUAAAAAGAGAAUAAAGCAGAAAAUUCAGUGGAAAUGGGAUCUAUUCAGCUAGUUUUGUUGAAGAAAGGCUUAAAAUGAUAUGUGGUGAAAGGUGUGAACAAAAAUGUUUUGCAAUUCCAUCUAAUGAGGGGUUUGCCCAGUUUCUCAGAUGGAAACCCAUUUCUCACGAGGUUUGGAGUGUGAAAGACAUCUGACUUUAGGGCUGCAUUUUUACAGAAAUCAAGCCAUCUUAGGAAUUUGAAAAAGAAUGUAAUGUGCUGCUGACAACUGCCAAAUGCUAGCUUCUUUUUCACAAUAUGGUUCAGGAGGUCAAGGGGAAGUCACUUGUAUGAUUUGAUUUGUAGACUUCAUAUUAAGCACUUGCAUGGUGAUGAAGUUUUCCACAGUAGCCUGCUCAUGUUCUCGCUGGAAGACAUUUACUAGCUUCCAUAAGAAGAAGUGAGGCCACAAUUUUUAAUGUCACACUGAUAAUCUGUUGUAGUAAGACAGGUCUGAGGCACAACUGUAGCGCUCCCUGUUUUGAUGUUCAACAGGUGUGAUGGGGGAGUACGAACCAAAGAUUGAAGUGCGUUUUCCAGAAACAACACUGGCAGCAAAAGGCUCAUCCAUUAAACUGGAAUGCUUUGCCCUUGGAAAGUAAGGUUCUUCAUUUUUAUUUUUCUAAAAUAAAAAUAAAAAAUCGCAAUGCUUGUUUGCUGUAAUAAAAUAAGGACAUUUCUCAAAUAGUCUACCAAAUGGGUAUUGAUUUGGAUUUGAGUGAUAUCCCAUGGUCAUAGAAAGGUUUUUUAAAUUACCUUACCUAGAAAUCCUGCAGGCCUGCCUUAUAGAGGACAAAUAUACCAUCUCACCAGAGCAGGAGACUGUCCAAACAACCCUCCUGCUGUAUCCCUGCUGUUAGGCUGUGGGGAAUGGGUGAAGUUUCCACCAAGUCAUUGGUUUUUCAUUUCAACUUUUAAUAGGUUGUUAGCAGUUUCCUGAUAACCAAGCUCCUCCAGCUAAGCAUUCAUUCUCACAAAACUAUAAUCUAUCUUUCUGAAAGAAUGCUGAUUUUUAAGAAUGUGUGUGUGUGUGUGUGUGUGUGUGUGUACACAUUUUACCAAUGGUAUUAAAUCCUUCAGUAUGAGAAACUUAUGCAAACUACUGCAAAUGCUUCUGCUGUCCCAGUUUAUGUUCCAUUUAUGCAAAACUGGUGGUUUUUGAACUUCAGAGUACACCUAUGCUUCAACAUAUAAGGCUUAAUUUCUGAUAAUUUGAUCCAAAUAACUACAAUAUGGACACGAGUUCUUCAGAUCAAGGUAACUAAGCAUGCAUUUCAUUUCCCCCUUAAACAGGGAUACCUUAGAAUCAUAGAAUCGUAGAGUUGGAAGGGACCCAAGGAUCAUCUAGUCCAACCCCCUGCAAUGCAGGAAACCCAGCUAAAGCAUCCAUGAAAAAACAUCCAAGGAAUGAGAGUCCACAACUUCCCAAGGGAAACCGCUCCAUCUUGAAUUACAGUUUUGGAGUGAAAGUCAAUACCAUUAAAAUCACGGUCAGCUCUGUCAUGUGACAAGAGGAGACAAUUGCCUCAGGCAGUGGGUGAGAGGAUGACAAAUUUCCACUCCUCCUCUUCAUCCUUCCCAUGGCUCCUACAUCUAAUUUCCCUCACCUUCCCAGCGCUUUACUUGUUAACUGAUAUGCAGCAGAAGUGCCUUGACUUUACCUCUUUUCCUCUUCCUCACUCUGAGGAACAACUCAGAGUUCUGGAUGCUUGUGCAUUUCCAAGUGGAAAGUACAAUGAUGUGUGUUGUCUCUGCAUCACCUGCAAAUAUACGCUUACAAAACAAGCUGGGAAAGAGCUGUUAGCGUUAUCCAAGUGCUAAAAAAGCUCCUGAGUGCCAUUCUGUAUUGUGCUGAAUAGAGUCUGCCCACCUGUUGUCAUGACGGGUGGGUAUAUUCUUACCACUGGGUUUUCUAAGCAGAGAAAUUGUUGGCCUACACAACAGGCAGAAAGUGUGGUUCACCACUGCAGUGCAGGGAGGAGUGUCUGACCCAACCAUCAUGGUUGCCUGGUGCAAGGGAACUGGGACAGGCAUGUCCCUAGGCAUAGGUAGCAUUGUUAGCUGCAAAGGGUUGGCAGUGUGUGGUUAAUGCUGUUACCCUCAGCUCCUUGAAAAAGAGGAGUAGAGGACUGUGAGGAGGAAGGAUCAUACAGUGACUUCUCUCAGGCCAGGAACCAUCAAUGGAUAGUUGAACCCAACAAGGAUGAUGAGACCCAUCCUUCUCAUCACCAUUAACAGCAAUGAAGAGGCCUUAUUUAUUUUACAAAUGUGCUGUAUUAAUAAAGUUGUGGCCGUAUUCGCCCAAAUAUUGCCUCACAUCUUCAUUUGGGUUUAGGGGAAAUGUGCCCAUCUCUUAUUCAUUUUUAAAAUAAGAAAUAAUUAGGGCAACCAGAAAAUCAAUUUGCUUUGUUUUUUUAAACAUCAUUGCAAAUGUAGUGUCAGCUCUUCAAGUUGACCCACAUUAAAGAAGAGCUUAAACUGGGGUGAUGAAACAAAUUAAAUUGCACAUCUUUAAGAUGUGAAAUGCUUGAAAAAUAAAUAAGGAAGCAUUUUCUCACCAGCUAGCUUGCUUCUUUCCAAUCCUCUUGGCAAAACACCACAUCUGAAAUGUCUGGUUCCUGUUCCGAUUCCUAGAUAUAUUUAGGUUUACUGUGACUUCUCUAGAGUAUUAUGACUAAAUAUUUUGGUCUGAUUUUUUUAAAAAAGAAAAACACAAUGAGCAUUUUCUAGAGAGUAAAUUUUCCUCAUAAAAGUUUCUUCAUAAGUGUUAGAUGGAAUAUUUGGAAAGAGAGUCCAGCAGAUAAAUGCUAUUUCAGCCCUGCCUUCUUCUUAUUCCUUGUUAUGAGGGAAAACACAAAUUGUGUGCAUUAUCUCUUAGUGGAAUUAGUUUCAAAAGCUGAAGGUCAAAGGAUUAAUUUAGCUUUUGCUGUCUUUUAUAUUAUUUGACAGCAGAAGACACAAUUAUAGUGAAAUACCUGACAGAACAAAGACCAAUUAGGGAGCCGGGGGCGGGAGGAGAGACUUACCCAAAUUACAACCACAGCAGAGUUUAGGUUUUUAAAAAGAAAGCAACAAUUUGUCAUAAUAGACCACAGAAAUCACAGCUGGAGCUGAAUUUGCCAAGAAAAUAAUGUAGGAACAGAGAAUAAACUUGAAAUUAACCCAAUCCUAGGGUUUUGGUUCAGUCGAAAAAAGGGACAGAGCAAUCCUUUGGAGGUUGGGUGGAGAGUCCAGGCUGGGUAAAAUGUCCUAAGUCCUGCUGGGCGCAUUGGUCAGGGUGGGAGGUCAGUGACAGCUCCCCCCCCUUUCUUUUACUUGGUCAUUGUAGUAAUUGGCAACUGUAGAGUUAAAUAUUGUAUCCAGUUAUUAUGGGUUGGAGCGAAGACUCUACCUUCUAGCUUGUUGUGGUUACUUUCCUUUUCCUAUGUUGUUGUGUGUUGGCCUUGCUUCUUCUGCAUGUAGCCCUCCUAACUGUGUCCUAGCAUAGCAGCACAGUUGCCAGGCAGGAGUAUGCAGUGUGAGGAAGUCCCUUAAGUACCCUUAUUCCGUUAGAGCUCUUUGCAAACAUGCAAUUUUGCUCAGGGCCGAGACCUAAAUAAUCAAGCAGGAAAACUGGAAGGCUGAACCACUUAAUUAUUAUGCCCUUUUGGAACUUAUUUCCCCCACCCCAUGUCAGUGUUUGGUGCCAAAAGCCACCGGCACAGCUUUUCUCAUCUCUGCUUUGUCUCAUUUGUUUAACCAGGCAUGGUCGUGAUUAUCUGAGCUGCAAAUUUAAUUUUAUUGUGAAGUAUCCUGAGAGGAGUGACAUGAAUGAUGCAGCACAGAUACUGUAUGAUUGA
This is a messenger RNA of Podarcis lilfordi (Lilford's wall lizard), 39591 nucleotides long. Lineage: Eukaryota; Metazoa; Chordata; Lepidosauria; Squamata; Lacertidae. The record is from the annotation of a GenBank genome assembly.